AUGGCUCCCACUCACGAAGAGCGUGUAAAAACAUUGAAAUUGAAACGCGAAGCAUUUAAAAUGGAGGUAGAGUCAUUUCAAUUAUUACUAGAUAACUUUGAAGAAGGUACAUCAAGCACAAAUAUUCGCGUGCAAUUAGAAGAAUUAGAGUCCGAGUUUUCAGCGUUUAAUAAAUCUCAAGCAGAAUUAGAUGGUUUAGAAGAUGGUCAUUUAUUACGGGAGCGGAUAGGUCUAAAAACAACAUACAAUACAUGUAAAGCUCACGCGUUAGACAUUAUAGACAAUGCCAUGACUUCCCACCCUAGAGGCACAGUAGCUAUCGAUUCGCGGAAUACACAAGAUACACCGCAGUCACAUACAGAAUCCUUUGAAAGUGAAGUUACGCUUCCAAAAAUCAAUUUACCAACCUUUGCUGGGUCAUACGAAGAUUGGCCAGGAUUUGCAGAUCAAUUUCGUUCUACGGUACAUGACAAGCCACGUAUAGAUGAUGGUAAAAAACUAAUGUACCUUCGAUCUUGUUUAAAAAACGAAGCUGCUGAAGCAAUCGAAUCUUUAGGCAAUGCAGCAAUCAAUUACACAGUUGCAUGGGAAAUUUUAGAAAAGCGAUACAAUGAACCCCAAAUAAUCGUCGCCAAUCGUCUAAAAUUCUUGUUUGAUAUGCCGCAAACACAGCGACCAUCAUAUCAAGAUCUUCGAACUCUUUUAAACGGAAUACAAACACACUAUCGUGCAUUACAAGCGCUCAAACAGCCGACUAUCGAUACCAUUCUUGUAUAUUUGUUCACAUCUAAACUCGACAGUGAAACUAGACUUAAAUGGAAAGAACAUACGCAAACCACAAAGUUCCCAACAGUUGAAGAAUUAUUUGAUUUUUUGAGCGAUCGAUGCAAAGUUCUUGAACCGGUAGGAUCCGCGUAUAACACAUCAGUUAAAGUCACAUCUCCGGCAUACAACACGCGUAGCAGAAACUCGCCGUUUAUUAACAAACGAAUGCCAGGUCGCGAACUGCGUUCAAAUACACAACAAUCGUUUGUAACGCAAUCUCGUAUAACAUGCAAUUUCUGUAAGGGAUUACACUUUUCACAAAAUUGUGAAAAAUUCACAUCACUGUCUGUUUCGGAAAGAUCAAAGUUCGUCAAAGAAAACCGCCUUUGUUUCAAUUGCCUACGACGGAACCAUUCCGCUAACGAAUGUCAAGCAACUACCUGUAAGCACUGUCAUAAACGGCACCAUUCAUUGCUCCACAUUGAGGCUAAUAACUCUGUCCAUCCGCUUCAGACGAAUUUUACAUGUCUCGCUACUAUGACUAUGCCAAAUAUUAUUUUGUCUACCGCAAUGGUCGAUAUUCUAGACAACCACGGAAAAGCGCACUCGUGUCGGAUGCUAUUAGAUUCCUGUUCUCAAGCUCACUUUCUCAGUGAGCGAAUGUGUAAUCGUCUAGGAAUAAAAUCACAUAGAAUUUCAAUUCCUCUGAGUGGCACGAAUCAAAUGAAAUCUCAAAUUGAUCGUGCUACAAAUGCAACUAUAAAAUCGCGUCAUAGUCAUUACGAGGCCAAAUUAACGUUUCUAAUUGUAAAAGAAAUAUCGCAGCCAGUACCUUCAGAAUCCUUAGAUCGUAAUAAGAUUCAAAUCCCAGCUGGUAUCCGAUUAGCAGAUCCCAGGUUUGAUCAAUGUGCAGAAAUCGAUGGACUCAUUGGAGCUCAAAUAUUUUGGGAUCUUAUACAUGCCGGUAAAAUACUUUUAGCUGAUGAAAAACUAAAACUCCGCAAAACCGAAUUAGGAUGGAUAGUAACAGGGGAAAUCAUUGGAAAGGGACAAUCUCGCGAUACAAUUUGCAACCUCACGUUGAGAUCAUUAAACGACGAUAUUCAGAAGUUUUGGAAUAUUGAAGAGUACCCCUCAACGAGAAUUCUUUCUCCAGAGGAACGCGCGUGUGAACAGCAUUACGUCGCACACACCACACGUAGUUCAACUGGCCGAUAUAUAGUCAAACUUCCAUUUAAAGACACACAUCACAAAUUAGGUGAUACGUAUCAAAUGGCAUUAAAACGCUUUCUUUCAUUGGAACGGUCUUUAAGUAAAUCCACUAGCCAACAACGGCAAUAUCACGAAUUUUUACAAGAGUACAGAAGAUUAGGUCAUAUGACACAAGUUUCAGACAACCGCAGUGGUGGCUGUUAUCUCCCGCAUCAUCCAGUGAUUAAAAUGGACAGCAUUACCACAAAAAUCCGGGUCGUAUUUGACGCAUCUGCGCGUUCAUCUUCAGGCAUAUCUUUAAACAAUACACUCAUGGUCGGUCCCACUAUCCAAGAUGAGUUGUUUUCCAUUAUAAUGCGAUUUAGAAUACAUAAAUACGUAUUAACCGCAGACAUCACAAAAAUGUACCGACAAAUCGAAUUACACCCUGAUGACCGAAAAUAUCACAAAAUUCUUUGGCGUGAAAACACAAAUGAUCCUAUUCAAGUCUACCAAUUAAACACAGUUACAUACGGCACCGCAUCGGCACCAUACCUCGCGAUUCGUACCUUACAACAAUUAGCUCACGACGAAGGUCAUAAUUAUUCAGUAGGAGCGCAAAGCAUUUGUAAAGACUUUUAUGUUGACGAUUUGCUCACCGGUGAGGAAUCUAUAGAAAAGGCCAUCAAAUUACGGGACGAACUCAUCGACUUGACCGCGAAAGGAGGAUUCGAACUUCGACAAUGGGUCUCCAACGAACCGCGGCUAAUAAACUCACUUAAGAAUCCGAACAACACCGACCAUAUAGCUUUAGAUACUGUGGAUUCAAAGAAAACCUUAGGUUUAUAUUGGAAGCCUACAAUGGACACACUAGGUUAUUCGUUGAAACAAAUAAUACCACCCGGAAAGGUAACAAAAAGGACGGUCCUUUCUAAAAUCGCACAACUAUUUGACCCGCUUGGUUUAUUAGGUCCAAUAAUCGUACAAGCUAAGUUAAUAAUGCAGGACUUAUGGAAAUCCCAAAUAGAUUGGGACGAAGCCGUACCGCUCGGCAUUCACACAACAUGGUUGGCCUUUCAGGCACAAUUAAAGGAAAUUCAGCAUAUUCAUAUUCCUAGACGCGUGAUAGCGGAUAAACGUACAACGUUGCAAUUACAUGGCUUUUGCGAUGCUAGUGAACGAGCCUACGGAGCUUGUAUAUAUAUCCGCAGUACAGACUCUUCACAUCAUCAUAGUACACAUUUACUUUGCUCCAAAUCUCGGGUAGCUCCAUUAAAAACACAAACGUUACCAAGAUUAGAAUUGUGUGCUGCUGUAUUAUUAAUUAAAUUGUAUAAUAUAGUCGUAAGAUCUAUUAAUAUCACUUUCCAAAAAAUCACGUUCUGGUCAGACUCUACGAUAGUUCUUCAUUGGAUUAAUACAGCCCCACACACACUUAAACCUUUCAUUGCUAAUCGGGUAACUGAAAUCCAGCAAAACAGUACGUACACCCAAUGGCGACAUGUACCAUCAGAACACAAUGCCGCAGACGUGUUAUCACGAGGACUAAACCCCGCUGAACUUAAGACUCAUCCCAGUUGGUACCACGGCCCACAUUGGUUAUCUCAGUCAGAAGACAUUUGGCCGUAUAUUGAAAUACAGCCAAUAGAGAUUCCUGAAAAGCGCAAACUAGUAGUUUUAAAAAACACAAUAGCUACAGAGUUUCAGUUGCUUGAUAAAUUCUCGUCAUUCACGGUCCUCAAACGGGUUGUCGCGUAUUGCUUCAGAUUCGUAAACAAUACUCGGCACCAAGAGAAAAACACUGGCCAUCUCACUACGGACGAACUAACAAAAGCUACUGUUCGGAUAAUAGCACUCGUACAGAAAGUUGCAUUUCCCGAGGAACUACGAGAAUUGAAAACAUCGUCACCGGUUCGUAGAAAAAACAAGUUAUCACCAUUAGGUCCAUUUCUAGACAGUCACGGAGUUCUUAGAGUCGGUGGUAGAUUAUCAUAUGCAGCGUUACCAUACGAAGUAAAACACCCCGCAAUCCUACCGCAACAACACCAUAUCACAAACUUAAUUAUUCAAGACGCACACAUUAGACACGGGCAUAGUGGAACGCAGAGCACACUAAACGCGAUAAGACAAUUAUUUUGGCCAAUCAACGGCAAAGUCGCGGUAAAAUCCAUUAUUAGAAAAUGUAUAACUUGCCAUAAAAUGGCACCCGCAACGCCACAGUAUCCCAUAGGUCAGCUUCCAAAACACAGAGUGACAUUCACUCGACCAUUUAUAACGACCGGCGUUGAUUAUUGUGGGCCAUUUUAUAUAAAAGAAAAGAAACACCGCAAUACUAAGAAAAUCAAAACCUAUGCAGCCAUUUUCGUUUGCUUCAGCACUAAGGCUGUACACAUAGAACUUGUAAGUGAUCUGACAUCUGAAGCUUUUCUCGCAGCACUAAAAAGGUUUUUUGCACGACGCGGGAAGUGUAGCAAUAUAUACAGCGAUAACGCAACGACAUUCACGGGAGCAAAUCGCGAAUUAGAAAAAAUUCACACUCUACUAACCGUUGAGAAAAAUACUCAAAUACACAGGUAUCUUGUGAACAACAGCAUUCGAUGGCACUUUAUUCCUCCUCGCGCACCAAACUUUGGUGGACUAUGGGAAGCUGCGGUAAAAUCAUGCAAACACCAUCUUCUUCGCAUUAUGGGAAACACACUAUUCACGUAUGAAGAGUUAUCUACGUGCUUGAUAGAAAUAGAGGCAAUCCUAAACUCACGACCUUUAACCCCAUUAUCCACAGAUCCUAACGACCUUACUCCGUUAACGCCUGGUCAUUUCUUAAUAGGUGACUCAUUAACAAGCACCCCCGAGUGCGAUCUUACCGUUUUGAAAGCAGGUCGAUUAUCCUCAUGGCAACAUAUACAACAAAUCAGACAACACUUUUGGGGCAGGUGGUAUAAGGAGUAUCUCAAUGAAGUGACAGUGAGGAAAAAAUGGCAUCACGAAACCACUACCAACAUAAAAGAAGGCAUGCUGGUCAUCUUGAAGGAAGAUAACACGCCUCCACUUCACUGGCCCAUGGGACGCAUAGUUGCUACUCAUCCAGGAGACGAUGGCAUCGUUCGCGUCGUCACAGUAAAGACAAUUCACGGUGAAUACAAACGCAAUCUUAAAAAAAUAGCUCCAUUGCCAAUUGAUUACCCAAACGACACGUAA
This is a messenger RNA of Dufourea novaeangliae, 5154 nucleotides long. RefSeq lists its product as uncharacterized. Gene Ontology annotation, biological process: DNA integration. Gene Ontology annotation, molecular function: nucleic acid binding. NCBI's taxonomy places the organism in Eukaryota, Metazoa, Arthropoda, Insecta, Hymenoptera, Halictidae. The transcript has a single exon. Bases 1 to 5154 code for a protein of 1717 amino acids. The record is from RefSeq and is a predicted model, not a curated record.